CUACUUCUUCUCCGCUAAGCAAGGACCUGAAGGGCCGAAGCCAUUCUGAUUCCUCUACGGUUACCUCCCCGGUUUUGCUGAUUUUGUAUUUUUUCACGGCUGAUCGGAGACAGUAUGGGAGGAGGAGGUGCGAUGAGGACUGCCAUGAAGGUCGCCGGUCUCGGCGCCGCCAACGCCAGUCUCCGGGGCGUGUCGAUGACGCCUGUAGCCGAACAAUCGGUGAUGAAGGCGUCGCGUCCUACGUCCGCCGGCGUGUCAUCGCAGGGAGUGAAAGCUGCGACAGCUGAAGUGGCGGCGCCGGUACACACAGCGGCAUCCUGGGAGGCGGAUGAUUGGGAAUUCGCUGACAGUGAACUGGUUAUGGAGGCCGGGGAGCCGAUGCCUAGGGUUGUGUUCAAUGCUGUGCCCUCGUUUCAGGAGGCUAAGGCCGCGACAACAGAAUUGAAAGAAGCUGUUGAUCAGAUAUACCUGUCUUCUAGUUCUUCUUGCUCUGCCGACAAACAUGAGAUUUCCUCUGAUGGUAGUCAAGUCUCUGUUAAGUCUCCUCAUUCAGAGCUGGAGAUUAAAUCUUGUGAAUCUGAACUCAUCCCAAAGCAUGCCCUUCAAGCUUUUCAAUUUCUGAGCACUAGUUCUGAGGCCCAGACUGUUGUGGCUUCUAUUGUUUCCGACCCGAAUGUAUGGAGUGCGAUAAUGCAGAAUUCUAUGCUGAAUGAUUUCGUUCAAUCACAGGAGAGAGGUAUUGGCUUUGAACCAGAGAAGUCUUCCAUAAAGCUGGAAGAGUUGCCUGAUUCUGACGAUGAAACUAGUAGCCCAGGAAAGGGUUUCCUUCAUGGUUUCAAUGAUUUAAUGCAGAAUGUUAAGCUCACAGUAGCUGAAAUGAUAGGCAGCGUCUCAAGUUACUUUCACAACUUAUUUGGGUUUUUAUCACCUGAGAAGGCGGGUUCUGAUGGUGCUGAAAAGUCAAACACAAUCUUUUUAGAUCAUGUUACUAUGAAAGGAACUUUCAUGGGAUUGGCUGUGCUGGUUGCCAUGGUGGUUCUGUUUAAGCGAGCUUGAACCCCCCCUUUCGGGCAGCAGUGCAAAUUUGUCGAACUUUCGUGUCUGGAGAUUGACUCGAUCAGGUUUACCUUUUGGUCCAAAUGGCUUUCCUAUCUUAGCAUUUAGUUGUAUGUAAGAUGCGUAUGAAGUGGAUUUUACUUGUCUAAGAUGGAAUUUGCUAUGCGAAAUUCCUUGUGAUUAUUGGUAUGCUUGGGGUUUAGAAGUGAUGUGUUUUGUAGAACAUUGGCUUUACUUUGAGUCUCCCGUCAGGAUUCUAUUCGUCCGUCAAGUUAAAUGACAAAACCAAUCCUUUGGAUUGAAGUGUUGUUUAUGGGUUUGUUUGGAUUCAUGAUCAAUUAGUAAAACGGAAGUUAUGACUAAA
This is a messenger RNA of Neltuma alba, 1420 nucleotides long. RefSeq lists its product as uncharacterized. Bases 115 to 1056 code for a protein of 313 amino acids. Lineage: Eukaryota; Viridiplantae; Streptophyta; Magnoliopsida; Fabales; Fabaceae. The transcript has 4 exons. The record is from RefSeq and is a predicted model, not a curated record.